AUGACUUUAGCAGCCCCAGGUGCUAUGGAAGAAGAUCAAUCGAGUUCUUUCAAGCCAGUAUUGCAAUACUUUAAAAGUUGUUUAGAUAACAGAGACAUUGGUACUUGUUUAGCUGUAAAAGGAAUAUCAAUGAUGAAUAGAGCUGCUAGAGCUCAAUCAAUCGAAAUUCUUCCUGGAAUAACAUUUUCAAAGAAAGAAAAUGUUGAGUUGAGAACGGCUAAAUCGUUGUCGGAAAAUGAAAUAAUUUCUACUUUAGAAAAAGAAAAUGGUGAAAAGUCUGGUCGUUUGUUAGAUUUGGCAUUAGAAGCAGGAUCCAACUUUUUGAAUACUCACGACAUCCAAAUUAAAGUUCCAAGUGAAACAACACAAGAACUUGCAAAAGCAUUAGAAGAAGGACGUGGUAAGAAAAAGAACAAAAUGGGAGGAAUGAUGAUGGCUGCUGGUGCAAAACUGCUUGCUUUAUUACCACUUGCUUUACUUGGCUUGAAGCUCUUAGUAUUCAAGGCUCUUGUUGUAUCAAAAAUUGCAUUCUUUUUGGCUUUAAUGUUGAGUGCAUCAAAGUUAAUGGGAAGUGGUUCCGGAUUCGGAAGUGGUAUCUUAGGAAAAGUUGGUAAUGUAGGAAGCCUCUUAAGUUCUAGUGGUGGUAACUAUGGGAGUUCCUCGGGUGGUUGGUCUUCUGGAAGUGGUUCAUCAGGUUGGUCGAAUGGAGGUGGAUCAUACAAACGUAGUUAUGAUGAAGAAACUCAAAACUUAGCGUACAAUGGACAAAAGAAAAUGGAAUAA
Molecule: messenger RNA, 783 nt
Organism: Culicoides brevitarsis
Lineage: Eukaryota; Metazoa; Arthropoda; Insecta; Diptera; Ceratopogonidae
Exons: 3
Coding region: 1-783 (260 amino acids)
Cellular component (GO): membrane
Source: RefSeq, a predicted model, not a curated record